Messenger RNA from Octopus sinensis (East Asian common octopus), 1930 nucleotides. Its product is annotated as nuclear protein localization protein 4 homolog. The record is from RefSeq and is a predicted model, not a curated record. Lineage: Eukaryota; Metazoa; Mollusca; Cephalopoda; Octopoda; Octopodidae. The annotation marks the transcript as partial. Gene Ontology annotation, cellular component: nucleus. The transcript has 14 exons. Gene Ontology annotation, biological process: ubiquitin-dependent protein catabolic process. Gene Ontology annotation, molecular function: ubiquitin binding; ubiquitin protein ligase binding.
AUGUCUCCGUUCAGGCAUCUCAGCAAUCUCACCAAACCUACUUUUCAGUGUGCCAACAUUAAAUGUGUCAACCCUGAGGGUGUGGAAGCUAUUGCAUUCUUUCAGCUAUUGCAGAUAUGCUGCAUUCUUUGUGCUCUGAUUGAAUUUGUUAAUAUUUAUUGUAAAUUUGUUCCAACUUGUCUGUUCUUUCAGGUUGUGCGGAUUCAGUCUCCGGAACAUGGUACAAAACGCAUCCAAUCUUCAGGCUCUGAAAAAAUCAGCAACUUUUUAAAUAAGGUUCAGAAUGAAUUCCAAGUCGGUGACAUUGGUUGGACUGUCUACAAAGAUCGACAGAAAAAUUUCCCUAUAAGAACAUCCAGAGUGAAAACUUUGGCUAAUUAUGACAUUCAUCAUGGAGAUAUGCUGUUUCUCAGCUUUGAGUCAGAUGCCAGUAGCCGACAAACUCAAGAUUCUGUAGUAGCUUCAACUUCAACAGCCAUUCCUGUGGACUCCAAAAAAUAUAGUGCAAACAGCACUGUUUCCAACUCCAGCACCGUACCCCAUCUACCACAUAAAAGCAUUGUUUUGGAUGAAGUUGAUGAAAUUCUUGAAAAAGAAGAUGGUAAAGUUGAGAGACAACGUAAUGAACAGUUAUGUCACCAUGGACCACAAGGGAAGUGCCUUCACUGUGCAGCUUUAGAGCCUUACGAUGAAGAAGUGAUGAAAUCUUGUAAACCUCCAACAAAGUUCUUCUCCUUCCACUCCUAUCUGCGUAAGUUGACUGGUGGAGUAGAUAAGGGUAAAUUUGCCAACUUGGAAGACAUCACAUGCAAAAUCAAAGAUGGCUGUACAGAACACCCUCCAUGGCCACAUGGUAUCUGUACGAAAUGUCAACCAAAUGCUGUCACAUUAAACAGACAAAUAUACCGGCAUGUUGAUAACAUAAUGUUUGAAAAUCCUAAAAUAGCUGAACGUUUCUUGAACUAUUGGCGCAGUACAGGUCGACAGCGGCUUGGAAUACUCUAUGGAAAAUAUGAGGUUCAUAAAGACGUGCCUUUAGGGAUUAAGGCAACAAUAUUUGCCAUCUAUGAACCACCUCAGGAAAGUUCUAAAAACCGUAUUCAAAUAAUGAAAGAUGAGAAUGAUGAAUUGGUGAAGAGUAUAGCUGAAAAGAUGGGACUUCAUCCAAUUGGCUGGAUUUUCACUGAUCUUAUGGCUGAGGACUUGAAGAAAGCAACUGUGAAACAUUAUAGAGGCAAUCAGGAUUCACAUUAUUUGAGUGCAGAAGAGUGCAUCAUGGCUGCUGAGUUUCAAAACAAAUACCCUAAUCCUUGCCAAUAUUCUGCUGAAGGCAAGUUUGGUUCCAAGUGUGUAACUGUUGUGGUGACAGGUGACAGUAAAAACCAAGUUCACUUUGAAGGUUACCAAGUUUCCAACCAAUGCAUGGCGUUAGUUCGAGAUAAUUGUCUGAUUCCGACUAAAGAUGCACCAGAGCUGGGCUAUGUGAAAGAAUCUUCCAGUAAACAGUUUGUUCCUGAUGUCUUCUACAAGGUGAAAGAUGAAUAUGGAAAUGAAGUGAUAGAAUUGGCACGACCAUUACCUGUUGAGUAUCUUCUGGUUGACAUUCCAUGUGCUUUUCCUGUAUGUCCACGGUCUUUUUUCAAUGUUUCUGCUAGCAAACCUUUCCCUGUUGAGAACCGUGAGAGCCUAGGCGAAAUCCAGGACUUCAAUGCUUUGGUACAGUACAUGGAACAAUUUCAACCCAAUGAUUUUUUGGAAGCUAUGUCAGAUUUUCACCUUCUCUUGUUUCUUGCCACUUGUGAUAUGCUUCCACUCAAGGAAACUAUUUCAAUAAUAUUGGAAGCUGUGAAAACCAAAGAUAAAAACCUUGCACACAAGUUUAAGAAAUCAGAAGAGUGGGCCACAGUUGAGGAGAUGAUGGCUGCCCAAG